GGAAUGAUAGUAAUAUACUAAGAAAUAUGAAUCUAUAGUAAGGAGAAGAGAAAAAACUUUGAUAUGAUAACCGCGCAAGAAGAAAACAAUAACCUUUCAAUCAUUACUGGGAAUGGUUUGCGCCGAUGUAAGGUUUUAUCCUUAACAAUAGCGAAAUUAUAUUUUGCGGAUGUCGAUCCUAAUAUUUGGCGUAACACUGGUUGGUGCGGCUAUCUUUCUUUGGUUCAAGAUUAUGAUAGAAGAUGCUAUUGCUUACGUUUAGUCGACUUUAAGGAUAAACGACUUGUUUGGGAACAGGAACUUUACUUGGAAAUGCAACUUAAGCAGUUAAAGGAAAAUUUUUACGUCUUUGCUGGGGAUACGUUUAUGUGUGGAUUAUCUUUUUGUUAUGAAAUCGAUCCUUCGGAAAUGGUUCAAAAAGUUUGCAAACUUUUGGAAAGGAGGAGGGCGAAGCUUCGAGGGGAAUCAGUAGUGGAAACCGAAAUUCCAGCUUCACGCCAAUUUACUACCGCCCCUAAAAAAAGUCCUGCACAGGAGCAACCACCGCCCGCCACUACCGUUAAAAGUAAAACUGAUUCCGGAAAAAGAGGAUUUUUUUCCUUGAAAAAAAAGAAACCCAAGACCGCUGCUGAGCACGCCACUGCUCCCUUGAUCAUCUCGGGGCCUUACGAAUUCCGACACGUAGCCCACGUCGGACCAACAAGCAUUAGUUUUCAAUCUUUACCGGAAAACUGGAAACAAGCGCUUUCACUUGUCGGUUUAACUCAGAAUGAUCUUCAAAACGAAAACGUAGCCGCUGCGCUCUCGGAUGCUAUGGCCAAGCACGGAGACACUCAAGCUACUCAGCCGGCUGCUCCCACCCCCGCGCAUGCCGCUCCUACUAGUACUUUGGAGUCACGUAGAACAGCAUCUCGCACACCCAGCCCCAGUCCCGCGCCUUCAGAUUUGGAUCGAGGUUCUGUAGAGGGCUUUCCUGCGCCUCCACCGCCACCGCCUCCUCCUCCACCGCCAUCGCUGCCCUCUGCAAAACACGAUUCGGAAGCAGACGUCCCUGCCCCUAGAGAGCCAGACUCUGAAAGGGAUUUACUAAGUGAGAUUCGCACGGGGUUCAAGCUAAAAAAAGUGGAAGACAACCCCCCGCCUAGCCCUCAGCCGCAGCAAAACGAAGAAGUCAAGGACAUGGCCUCUCUCUUCCUCCGCGUGUUGGACGAGAGAAAGGUUGCCUUGGGCGGCUCAUCUGGAGAGGAAGACGAGGACGAUAACGCUUCUGAUUGGUCGGACUGAUGAGCUUUAGAUUCUUCCGGAUAUAAAACUUUAGGUGUGUGCGGACUUUUUUAUGUAUAUAAAAAAAAAAAUUUAAUAA
This is a messenger RNA of Zophobas morio, 1363 nucleotides long. Its product is annotated as actin nucleation-promoting factor WASL-like. The record is from RefSeq and is a predicted model, not a curated record. The coding region runs from base 64 to 1284 and encodes 406 amino acids. Gene Ontology annotation, molecular function: actin binding. Gene Ontology annotation, biological process: actin filament organization. The transcript is spliced from 13 exons. Lineage: Eukaryota; Metazoa; Arthropoda; Insecta; Coleoptera; Tenebrionidae.